Molecule: messenger RNA, 1315 nt
Organism: Brassica oleracea var. oleracea
Lineage: Eukaryota; Viridiplantae; Streptophyta; Magnoliopsida; Brassicales; Brassicaceae
Product: probable BOI-related E3 ubiquitin-protein ligase 2
Exons: 3
Coding region: 329-1243 (304 amino acids)
Biological process (GO): regulation of programmed cell death
Molecular function (GO): ubiquitin-protein transferase activity
Source: RefSeq, a predicted model, not a curated record
ACAAAGGGCCCUCCCUCUUCACGCAUAUCAAAACAGCAAAAAAGAAAAACCAAAACGCAUGCAUUCCUAAUUUUCUCCUUCUCCUUUUAACUUCUUCAUCCUCCCUAUUCUCUCAUUCAUCAUCUCUCUCUAACCUCUCUUCCCAAGGUGGUAGUCCAAUGGCGCUUGAGGGAAUAAACCCAAUACGGCGAACUCUGGUUUGAACUCCGUUGGCCACACAGAUAUGGGCUAUUGAUUUCGGCUCAUUUGAAUGCCCAAGAGAAAGUCUAUCCGUGGGCUGUACCUCCACCCGGAGGUUAGAUAAUAUAGACGCGAUAACAACAACACCAUGGAACCAACUAAUGCCGGUUACUGCACAAACAAUCAAACCGGUUACGGCGUCGUUUCAACGGACUAUUCACCUCCGCUUCUUAACAUGUACGGCGUCUCCUCCACCGUUGAUACUGUUCCGACAACAACCGAUUCAUUCACUUAUUACGGUGCUAAUGUCGACUGUGAUGUAAUCCCUUUACCGAGCUCCAGAGAUGCAACAUCGGAUUACUAUCAUCAGAAUCCUAGAUCAUUAUCGUCGACAAGUGUUCCUCCUACUAAUCCUUUCUCGUUUCUCGGCCAAGACAUCGAUAUCUCCUCUCACAUCAAUCAGCAACAGCAUGAUAUCGAUCGAUUCGUCUCCCUUCACAUGGAGAGAGUGAGAUUCGAGGUUCAAGAGAAGAGGAAGAGGCAAGCGAGAACGAUAAUGGAGGCUAUAGAGCAUGGACUGGUGAAGAGGCUUCGUGUCAAAGAAGAAGAAGGAGAGAGAAUCUGGAAGAUAAACCACGCGCUUGGGGAACGCGUGAAGUCACUCUCCACCGAGAACCAAAUCUGGCGGGAUCUCGCUCAGACCAACGAAGUAACCGCCAACAGCCUCCGCAACAACCUCGAGCAGGUCCUGGCGCAGGUUAAGGACUCUGGCGCAGGAUUAGAUAGCGAUGAUGCGGAGUCGUGUUGCGGGAGUAGCGCGGGUGAAGAAACGGUUAGGCGUAUGGUAGCUAUUGAGGCGCUUGAUAAGGCGGCGAAAGGUAGGAUGUGCAGAAACUGUGGGGAGCAGGAAUCGUGUGUGUUGCUUUUACCGUGCAGACACUUGUGCCUGUGUGGGGUGUGUGGGUCCAGUGUGCACACGUGCCCUAUCUGUAGUUCCCCCAAAAACGCUAGCGUUCAUCUUGACCCCGUUUAUGGAAACUCCUCUUCGUUUUUUUUUUGUUAAUGGAAGUUUUUUUUUUUUUUUUAAAUACAAUAGUAAGGAAAUUAAUUGAAUUUUUAGUCAACAAAUCAAAAC